Messenger RNA from Clonostachys byssicola, 1131 nucleotides. The record is from the annotation of a GenBank genome assembly. Lineage: Eukaryota; Fungi; Ascomycota; Sordariomycetes; Hypocreales; Bionectriaceae.
AUGUUUGCCCAUGGCGAACUUUUGAGUUCGCCAGGAGCUCACCAGCAGUUUGCCCGUCACGUGACUUGGCGCCUCGCAAAGUUACCGUGCAGCUGCUCGCACCGCAAACGCGCAUGCACGGUCAAGUGCGUGCUGGGCCGCCAACCUCCCACCUCUGUUUUCGCUGUUGCAUCCCACCUGCUUCUCGAAAGUGUGUCUUGGGUAGGCACUUCCGCGCCGCCGCCAUGGCUUCCCGGUCUCGAUCUCGGUCUCGAUCCCAAUCUCCCCCACGGGGCCGUCGCCGCUCGUGGUCGCGUUCUCCAACACCUCGAUCUGCUGAUUCUCGAUCCCCCGACAGACGUCGCCGCUUUGAUUCUCGGUCGCCUUCGAGGCUGGGCAGCCGCACCCCGCCCCCUUCCCGACGCAACGGCAGACACAGAAGCGACAGCCGCAGCUGGAGUCGAGGCCGUGGAAGGAGCAACAGCAGGGGUAGCGAGGGUCCUCUGGCCAAAAGCACCAAGGUCCAUCGUUGUAGAGAGGCUCUCCAAGAACAUCAAUGAGAAUCAUUUGCACGAAAUCUUCGGAGAGUUCGGUCCGAUCAAAGACCUCGACCUCCCCAUCAACAGGACUUUCGGAACCAAUCGAGGCACAGCCUACAUUCUCUAUGAUUACGAAGGUGAUGCGGAAGCCGCGAUUGCUCAUAUGCACGAGGCUCAAGUAGACGGUGCUACCAUCAACGUGUCCAUUGUCUUACCCCGAAGGAAGCUAUCCCCGGCGCCUCCAAUGGCGAGACGUGGUGCAAACAUUGAUCCGCGAGUUCCAUUUGGCGGAGGACGUGCAGGAGGUGCUCACGGGAGUGGCGUUAAUGCAGGAAAUCAGAUGUCUACCGGCCAUCAUCACGCUCACCUUCGAAAUCGCAGAUGGGAAGGCCUGGAUCGUCCAGGGGUGGAGGAAGCCGGUAUCGCAGCCGCUCCCGAAACUCUUUCUCUUCUCGGUCGAGGUCCCGGUCACCCAUGUCCAGACGACGGGGCCGCCACGACGCAGGUGAGAGCAGGCGUCGAAGUCGGAGCCCUAGCUACACUGGCUUUAGUGACCGGAGCCGAUCCGCGAGCCGCUCUCGAGUUCGCUAAAAACCUCGUUAUCCCCGGAUAA